CAAAAAUUUGCUCGCUCCAAUUUCUUUUUCAUACUCCACUUUGCAGGGUGGUAUAAUACGACGCCUACGAGCAGAAUCAGACUAUUCUUCCACAUAUACGUACACUCAAAAGUAACAAUGUCUGCUUACCCAUGGUACACCAGAGUCCUUGAUUUGGCCCACAGAGCCACCGUCACUGUUUUGGCCGGUGGUACCGUCUAUAUGUUGGGUGGUUUGGGAUACAUCCUCUGGGCCAACAACGACCCAGUCAAGUACGAGUCCGCGAUUCCAUCCCAGCAGCAGUUGGAGCAGCUCAAGGAAUCCUCCAUCCCAAAGAACUUUGAUGAUGCCCUUGCAGAAAAGAAAUGAGCGAAAACCUCGACGUGGCCAAUAAAGCAGACGUAACUCGGAGGUUUCCAAAUUGGUGAUCGGUACCUCUCUGGCAAUAAUCCACCAAAGUUAGCCAUAGUGACUUUAAUGUCUCUUUAUUUCCAUUCCUUUCACGGACCUGUACAUAUCACAAUAUAACAUUUAUUCGGAACAUCUUAGUCUCCUAUUUGGGCUUUCUCUAAGUUUUAUGCACUCUCAACUAUGCGUAUCACUUGAUAUCGUUCGAAAUACCUUUUAUUUGGAGUCUUCCAUUUGGGUUGGUCAGCAUUUAUCAUUUUUGUGUACCAUAAUAUCAUUCCCUAAAAUAGCUUGGUGUGCAAGUCUUUCUGCAUUCGGGACACGGUACUGAAUUAUAUCGUUCUUUCUCUAAGUUUGAUUUAUGAUUUGACAUCUUUUCAAAU
Messenger RNA from Babjeviella inositovora NRRL Y-12698, 770 nucleotides. RefSeq names its product cytochrome c oxidase assembly protein COX14. The record is from RefSeq and is a predicted model, not a curated record. Lineage: Eukaryota; Fungi; Ascomycota; Pichiomycetes; Serinales. The transcript has a single exon. The coding region runs from base 118 to 348 and encodes 76 amino acids.